Molecule: messenger RNA, 1005 nt
Organism: Botrytis fragariae
Lineage: Eukaryota; Fungi; Ascomycota; Leotiomycetes; Helotiales; Sclerotiniaceae
Product: putative duf300 domain protein
Exons: 3
Coding region: 1-1005 (334 amino acids)
Biological process (GO): transport
Molecular function (GO): transporter activity
Source: RefSeq, a predicted model, not a curated record
AUGCAACUCCUUCCCAUACAAGCUCGGGAUGUCCAUUUUCUGGCCUCAAACAAGAGGAAUUCCGAAUCUUCCAAGAAUCACACUUGUCCCGUGGAAAACAUAAACGAUCCCCGUAAGACUCCAUCCUCAGCAGCAAUUCUACAGAGCAUGUCUAGCCUUCUCGCUUCUCCUAUCAAUCUUUCUGAUAUUUCGCCAUGCAACACAUUAUUCUUUGCCCCGAGAACAAAAACAGUAUAUCAUCCCCCUACGUUCUCUUGUCUAUUUUUUCCUAACAAAUCCACCAGAAUCAUCCGCAUAAUCUUCAUGAUUCCCGUAUUUGCAACCAUCUCGUUUCUCUGCAUACAUUUUGAAGAAGCCGCGGCUUAUAUCUCCCCCAUCAAUGAGCUCUACGAGGCGUUUGCAUUUGCCGCAUUUUUUCAGCUCUUGUAUACCUACGUACUUGAAGACACUCACGCGCAAUCUUUCUCUGGGCAAGUAUCACAGCUUCCCCCAAUUCGUAAAACCGCUAUUCAGAUCUUCCAAUUCCCAGCAAUCAUGUUCAUCGUAUUUCUCAUAGAGGAGAUCUCCGAGGCAAAGGGAACAUAUUGUGAGACGGAGAUUAAGAUUUACUUCACCAGGAUUUGGUGUGUAAUUCUCCGCAUAGGCGGCACCAUCAUUGCCAUCCUGGCACUUCUCCGCUUCUACAAAUCCACGAAGUCCCUGACAGCCGCUCGCAAACCCCUUCACAAACUCAUAGCAUUUAAAGGAAUUGUAUUUUUGAACUUUUUCCAGUCCAUUGUCUUCGCAUUCCUCUCGCCGCGUCUUUCGCCGAGCAAUAAACUUACCACUCGCGAUUUGACCGAUGGAAUUCCUAACUUACUAAUUUCGUUGGAGAUGGUUAUCUUCUCGAUCUUAUUUCUGAAAUUUUAUGCCGUGGGCGAGUACGCUAAGGGACGUGAAACUUAUGAGGGGGUUUCAUGGGGAUUAAAGCAAUUGCUGGCGCGGCAAAUUUUAUUGCUUUCAUAG